AUGGACGUUAACAACGACAACAACAUGGACACCGAAACCCAACCACCCCUCAAACCGUCCGCAUCCGUGGACCAAAGCGUCCUCGAUGCCCGCGAUCUCGCCGCCUUGGGCCAUGACCAAGCCCUAACCCGCAAAUUUGAUAUAUGGAGCAUGCUCGCCCUCGCAUUCUGCGUGCUGGGUACAUGGUCCACGUUCGCACAGGACCUUGCCAGCGGACUCACAAACGGUGGGCCUAUAAGUAUCCUCUGGGGCCUGUGUCUCGUCACAGCAUGCAACCUGUGUGUUGCUGUUUCAUUGGGAGAGCUGUGUAGUAGCAUGCCCACCGCACUAGGGCAGGCGUACUGGGUCCACAGACUCUGGGAAGAUAAACCGCUCGGCCGGUUUGCGUCGUACAUGUGCGCAUGGAUCAAUAUGUUUGGAUGGUGGACGCUAACCGCGUCUCAAAUCGGGUUCAUGACAAAUUUCAUGUUAGGUAUGAAAGUCAUGUUCAACAACGACUGGGCCGGUGCGAGUGAAGGCUGGGUUCAGUUUUUGGUCUAUAUCGGUAUCACCACGCUCUUCACUGUGAUUAAUCUGGUAGCAUGCCGAAAGGAUAAAUUCCUGCCGUACUUCAACGAUUUUGUCGGCGUGUGGUUUUGCGGUUUAUUUGUAGUGUUUAGUCUCGCGCUCUUGAUUGCCGUGGGCACAAAACCAGACCUCAGUUUCCAACCCGCAAGCUUUGUGUUUGGUACCUGGAUUAAUCAGACCGGUUGGAGUGACGGCGUUACCUGGUUUAUCGGUCUUGUGCAGGCAGCCUAUGGCCUCACGGCGUUCGACAGCGUCAUCCACAUGGUCGAAGAGAUCCCCGCUCCACGCCGCAAUGCACCGCGCGCAAUCUAUCUCGCUGUUGCGUGCGGCGCCAUUUCCGGAUUUAUAUUCAUGUUGGUCUGUCUCUUCUGUAUUCAAGACGUCGACGCAAUCAUCAACUCUGCCACGGGUCUACCAUUCAUGGACCUCGUGCAAGACGCAAUCGGCCUCCACGGCGGCGUCGCUUUGAUUGCUCUCUUCGAGUUCAAUGGUCUGGGUCAGGGAGUCAGCAUCGCAACCACCGCCUCACGCCUAACAUGGGGUUUCGCGCGCGACUCCGGUCUCCCCUUCAGCUCGUAUUUCGCGCACGUCGACCGCGUAUGGAAAGUGCCCGCACGCGCGUUAUGGUUACAAGGCGUGUUGAUCGGUCUCGUCGGAGUUCUCUAUCUCUUCGCAAACACCGUUCUCAGCGCAAUCCUGAGCGUGAGCACAAUCGCGCUAACCAUCAGCUACGGCCUCCCCAUAUUCGCACUGCUAGUCGUAGGACGCGACAAACUUCCUGCUGGAGGCACGUUCCGUCUCGGUCGUCGCGUAGGACCCGUCGUGAACUGGAUCAGUGUGAUAUACUGCUGCAUUACCACUGUGUUUUUCUUCUUUCCGGGAUCACCAAAUCCGGCGCCGAGUGAUAUGAAUUAUGCUAUUGCGGUCUUUGGGGUUAUGCUUGUUAUUGCGGUGGCCUUUUGGUUUAUACGGGGACACAAGGAGUAUUUGUUGACCGAGGCGUCGGCGGAGAGGUUGAUGGAGGCGCAGAGGCUGGAAAAUGAGGUUGAUCCUGAUGCCGCGGUUGGGGUUGCAGACAGCGUUGGAAAGGGUGGUGCGAAAUGA
Molecule: messenger RNA, 1671 nt
Organism: Talaromyces amestolkiae
Lineage: Eukaryota; Fungi; Ascomycota; Eurotiomycetes; Eurotiales; Trichocomaceae
Exons: 1
Coding region: 1-1671 (556 amino acids)
Biological process (GO): amino acid transport; transmembrane transport
Cellular component (GO): membrane
Molecular function (GO): transmembrane transporter activity
Source: RefSeq, a predicted model, not a curated record